Esox lucius (northern pike) is the source of this 4795-nucleotide messenger RNA. RefSeq lists its product as uncharacterized. Lineage: Eukaryota; Metazoa; Chordata; Actinopteri; Esociformes; Esocidae. Bases 3579 to 4646 code for a protein of 355 amino acids. The transcript has 3 exons. Gene Ontology annotation, molecular function: nucleic acid binding. The record is from RefSeq and is a predicted model, not a curated record.
GAACAGACAAUAAAAAAAUUGGAACCGACAUUAAACAUAAAAUGUACAGACUAGAUUGUUAAUUAUAUUGCCUUAUAUAUUUCAACUAUGCCUUUUAUUUUGAAAAAGAAAAUCUGAGUUAGCUCUGCUAGCAUAAUAUCCUAAAAAAAUAUAUUACAUUAUAAUGAUAAAAAUUUGCAUAGUACUUUUGGUACUUGAAAUGUUAAUAGGACUUUCACCACUGAGCGGAUUUUACUUUCAAAAAUAGGGAUGAAAUACUGUUGUUUCAGAUUUAUAGUUAAUUUUGAUGAUUUUUUAUUCAGUCAGAAAGAUUAUUAAAUACCAACUGGCCCAGUGUGAAAUAUAAUUAUUACCAAAAACUUUCAUUAUAAAAGAAAAUAUGUGGUUUGUCAUUUUGAAUUAUAAUUUUUUUUAACAUCUGGAGACUAAGCAUACCCAGAAGUAAGAGGUCCUAAUCUGAAUUCUGUGUGUAUCUGAUCUAUAAAAUGCGACUCACAAAUAUGUAAAGCCACUCACAAAUGUAAUACAAGUCACAAAUCUGUAAAAUGCUGAUGACAAAUGCUGUGACAUUCACAAAUCUUUUGAACAUAAAUAAGGGUCUUACAUUUGUUUGAUAAUCAUCCUUUGUUUUUGGAUUUUAACGUUUGUGAAACUGUAUGCACAUAUUUUUAGAUUGUGAUUAUUAUUUGACAGUUUAAUUAUAUAUUUGUGACUCUCAGUAUAUAUUUGUGACUCGCUACUUACAAGUUAACAACAUUUUGAUAGAAAUCAAUCUGUAAGCAAAUUAAUGGAUACGGAAAGUAAGAAUGUAUUGUCUAAAAAGUCAUAACAGGUUCACAGAUCUAAUUUCUUGCUACUGUCCACAUUUACAAUUUAACUCUGGGCCAAAUACAGCACCUUCACAAAAUGUUCUUAAAGAUAAGGGCUUAAUUGAGGUCCCACCUCAUCUCAGGGGUUUUGUACAUGUCUGAUUUCCUUUUGUCUAAACAAUGUUAAAUAUGUUAAAAUAUGACCUGCUUAUUACUGAUUUACUACACACUAUUAUCACUUAUACUAUUUUAUGUAGUUUGUGUUGUAGCUAUUGGCAUUUCUUGUGUUUCGGUGUAUGGCCUUUAUGAUAUUGUGUUCAUUGUUUGUAUUCUCAGGGUUGUUUUCAAGCUGCGUUGUAUGGUGUGUAAAUAUUUACCUCUAAGGUUUAUACCAGUAGUCUUUAGUGCAUGUGAAAAAUAAAGAGUGAAUUAAUUUGAUGUGCGGACCAAUGUGCCUUUGAGUUGUUGGUUUUUCCAUUUCCCGUAAUUGAAUAUGGGGGCUCUCAAAAGUAUUUAACCCAUUGGACUUUUUCCAGAAACCAUUGUUUUUGUGUUACAACAUAAAAUCACAAUUUGUUUAAUUUGGAGUUUUGCCAUUGACAAACAAAAAAAAAGAUUUUUACUGGUAUUCUAGCCUCCACCAGGACUGAUAUUUUGAUCAAAUUACACAAAAUUGACAACAAAUGUUUAAUCUAUCUUCAGGACAUGUCAUACUGACAAAAGAAAAGUGUUAUUUCCAUAAGUAUAAAAUCUUUACUAUCAUCUGUAUAGUUGUAUAGUUGAAAGUUGACACUCAUUUACUGCAUUACUGAACAAUUUAAAAACUCCUAAAUUAUAUUUGUAAAGCAGCAAUGAUAGAAAGUAUUUACAUAAAAGAUGUACAAUGCCAUAUCGCAUCAGUAGCAUCAGAGACUGUUAAGUCAGUGACAGAAUUCGAAUAACUGGGCUUAUGUCACUACUUUUCAGGACAGCCGUCUGUAAGAAAUGUUUUGUCUUUUUUGCAGUAAUGCCUUCUUGAAAAUGUGAACUUUAAUGUGACUUAACAACAAACUAGUAUGUGAUUUGUAAAUGUGAAUACAUUUAACUAAAACCCUUGUUUAACCUGUGGAAAAUACAUGGCUUUUCCUUCCAUUGGCUGAGAUAAUGAAGGGGCUGGACAUGCAGACAUACUGAGUUCUGAUUGGUCUAUCAUGUUACAACCGUAAUAACACGACUGCAUGGUCAAUAAAUCGUUGUGAUCCUGGGAUUUUCAAAAAUGGGCAACUGUGAUCCCAUUGCUACAGCUGCGAGUCACAUCGCUGCCCUGAAUUUUGCUGGUUUUAUCAACAAGGUUGUGAGAUAUUACUUUCUGGAGUACUGUGAUGCCAUGACUCAGAAGAUGAAUGAUGACGACGAUGAGGAAAUCCCAGACUUUGAUACUGUUCAAAACUUACAGGCAAAAUUGAGGCAUUUCAUUGCAGUGCCAAUUGUGGAAAGAAAGCGCUAGCUCCUCUUGUAUGAAACAACUGUCCACGGAUUACAUUUACAAGAAAAUGACAAUCAUGGCAGUUAUGAUAUAGCGGCAAUGAAAGAUGCAUAGAUUAUUGGAGUAUUGAAAGCCUUGAGUGUGAAGCGAAAAAACGCGUUGUAAACACCGUCAACAGAAAAAACCAAGGACUUUGUAUGCAAUCAGAGGAUGUAUAAUUGUUUCAGUCUGCCGCGAAACAUUCCUACCUGUAUACGGGCGAGCGUAACGUUUGCUAAAUAUUUCCCUUUAAAAAUGUGUCCGUCGUUUGUAUUGCUAGUUAUCUAGCUAUAGCUGAUGACGUUACUGUUAACUAAUUGUUACUGGUUUUUUUUUACUUUGAGAGAAUUUUUUUUUAUUGAAUUAUCCCUUUGGUCAUUUAACUAUAGUUCAUGAUUCAAACAUGUGACUUCUAUAGGAUAGGCUCCCAACCAAAUAAACAACAACACUUUCUGAACCAGACUGGGUAAUUUAGGAACAAAAUAAAAGACAAAACAACAGUCUCCUGACUAGCUUCCCAAUUAAAAUAUUAGAAACUGCUAAAUGAGUGACCUUAUCAUGCUUUAUACAUUUAUACAAGUGCUUCAGUUUAUCAUAGUCAUGUAAUUCCUACUCCACCUCAUUUUUCUAUAUUUUAGUUAACAAAGUUCUUCUCCCCCAUUUUUACUACAACUCCAAGAUCUAAGUAUAUUUUAUGUCAUGUCCCCAAAUAAUCGAACCUUAAAGCCUUUGUGAGGACGUUGGGUUUAACAUUGGGUGUGCAUGUCUAGAUAUGUAAACACAUACAAAAAAAUCCAGCUUACUGUCAAUUUAGCCUACCAUAACCAUUUUAUUUAUUCAUUUGUUUUUCUUAUAGAGACCGUAGAGAAUAUUUAGCCUAAACUGGGAACAACUGUUUUACAAAUGUCAUCAUGAAUGUAGCACACAUUUUCUUUCUCUAUUUUUAUCAUUGAUGUCAUUAACUUUUAAAUCAUCAAACAUUCAGACAUACAGAACAAAUAGCACAAAUAAGCAGGUUUGCAGUUAGUAGUUAGUUUUGUUAUGCAGGCAGUUUGCAACAUUUGGACAAACACAACAUUUAAACGGACAUACACAAAGACAAUACAUUUAACAUUGGCCAGUGGAUUCUAACUUGAAGCAAGUCUUGGUCGUGUUUCAUAAUUUAGAAAUUGCCAGGCCAACAAGGGAGAGGAGGAGGCCAACAAGGGAGAGGAGAAGGUCCAGGAGGGAGAGCACGACAACCUCACACCAUCAUUACGGACGAGAUGCGAGCAACAGUCAUUGACCAUGUCAUUGUCCAUGGCAUGACAAUGGCUGAAGCAGGACUAAGAGUCCGUCCAAACCUGAGUAGGUUCACCGUGGCCACCAUUAUCAGGGCAUUCAGACAACACCACAGAGUUGAAAGAAUGCCACAUAGAGGUGGGAGGGUUGCCAUAUUUACAGCGGCACAAGAAACCCUCAUUGUGGAUAUGGUUCGUGAGAACAACUUCAUCAGACUCCGGGAGAUCAGAGACAAAGUCAACUUUGAGAGCAUUGAUGAUGUCAGCUUGGCCAUAAUAGACCGAGUUCUCCGGCGCCAAAAGAUGCGGAUGAAACAGGUCUAUAGGGUUCCCUUUGAGCGCAACUCUGCGCGACACAAAGACCUACGUUACGAGUAUGUGCAAAGGAUAUUACAGUUGGAUGCGAUGGCCAGACCUCAUGAGUACCUCUUCUUGGAUGAGGCUGGCUUCAACCUGCAGAAACAAAGGCAAAGAGGCCGUAACAUCAUUGGCCAAAGAGCCAUCACUGAGGUUCCUGGCCAAUGGGGGGGUAAUAUUACUCUUUGUGCGGCCAUGGGUUUGGAGGGGCUUGUCCACCGGCAUGCUGUCCUUGGGUCUUACAACACCCAACGUCUCCUCACCUUCCUAGAGGAGCUAAAAGACAUCCUCCUGGACCGCCAACAACACCAUCCUGGGCCCGCACAUCACAUUUAUGUGAUCAUUUGGGGCAAUGUAUGCUUCCACAGAACAAACCAAAUCAGAGAUUGGUUCACCACCAACAGUAACCACUUUUUAAAUGUCUGUCUGCCACCUUACUUCCCUUUCCUGAACCCUAUAGAGGAGUUCCUCUCAUCGUGGAGAUGGAAGGUUUAUGACAGACAACCAUACACUAGAGAGAACCUCCUAAGGGCAAUGGAGCUGGCCUGUGUUGAUAUCCCAGUGGAGGCCUUCCAAGGAUGGAUUCGCCAUUCCAGGGCGUUUUUCCUGCGGUGCCUGGCAAGAGACAAUAUAGCCUGCGAUGUGGAUGAGAUGAUGUGGCCCAAUGCAGCUCAGCGACAUGAUGCCGCACAGUGAUUGUGGUGUGUGUGUGGUGUAAAUAAAGUAAAUAAAAAAACUUCACACCCUGAUCAUGUUUUCAAGAGUACUGUUGUGUGCAAUAGAUUCUGUUUUUGCAUUGAGUUGUGUUACAGUAGUGUACAUGCAGAAUUUACUAUAGAUUUAUA